AACGCCACUUAUGACAAAAGCCCAAUGCCAUGACAGGUUGAUGUAAACACGGAAGUGUGAAGAGCAAUUGAAAACAAAACAGAAACGGUUCCUCGCAUUGAAAUGGAGCAGAGACACAAAAAGAUUCUUCGACGCAACAGGGUCAAUCUGGUGACAAAAAUGGACCCAACUGAGAUGUAUGACAGACUUAUUGAAAAAGGAGUCUUCACUAAGUGUAUGAUCGAUGAAAUAAAGCAAGCGGAAACCAGGCGUGACCGAGCCAGAGAAUUAGUUCGGGACUUGGAAACCAGAGGAAACUUGGCCUUUCCGUUGUUUCUUGAGUGUCUGGUGGAGACCGGGCAUCACAGUUUGGCAGAACUUCUGCAAAAUGGAGCCCCGACAGUCGUUUUACAGCCUCCAACUCCUGUUGAAACUGCACGUCCGGCACUUCGACCGCUUCCCGUGUCCAACCCAAUGGACAUCCCGAAGCAAAAUAUUGAUGCUCCCUUGAUUUAUCCAGUGAAAAUGGAAGAUCCUUUCCCCAGUUCAUCACCCGAGAAUGAGGCUAUAAAAGCGAUGAGACAACCAGGCAGGGUGCGCAGGGACAGCAUUCAAACCUACAAAAUGGAUGCCAAUCCAUGUGGCCACUGCCUCAUCAUAAAUAACGUGGAGUUUGAUGCCCAAAGUGGUCUGAGUAAUCGUAAAGGGUCAAAUAUUGACUGUGAUAAAUUGGAAAGCAGAUUCCAAGCACUAAAAUUCAUUGUGGAAGUCAAGUCAAACUUGACUCAAAGAAGAAUCAAACAUGAACUGUCGGCACUUCGCAACAAGGAUCAUUCAGCGUACGACUGCUGUGUUGUGAUCAUCUUGUCACAUGGAAAUGAAGUGAGCCACAAUCGCUUCCCUGGGGCUGUGUUUGGGGUCGAUGGGCAGCAGGUUCCAGUUCAGCACAUCACAAACUACCUCAACGGCCAGCAUUGUCCAUCUCUUCAGGGAAAACCCAAGCUGUUCUUCAUCCAAGCUUGUGGAGGAGGUGAAAAAGACACAGGUUUUGAGAUUUCCCCUGAUGAGACGGGGCCAUCCUCAUUCGGAGCGGACGAUGAAAUGGAUGCUAUUCCUCUGUCCUCCAGCAGCGACUCUCUGAGCAUGUCGGAUGAGCCAGAUGCCCGUGCCACAUUGCCAACGCCCAGCGACAUUUUGGUGUCUUACUCCACAUUUCCUGGUUACGUGUCAUGGAGAGACACCCAGUCAGGCUCCUGGUACGUGGAGAUACUCGAUCGAAUUCUGGAGGAAAAUGCUUCUACAGACGACUUGGUGACAAUGUUGAUGAUGGUGAAUAAUGAGGUGUCCCAAAACUCAGCCAAAGGUCUUUACAAGCAGAUGCCGGGCUCUUUCAACUUUCUCCGCAAGCUUCUUUACUUUCAAACCUAACAGUCGACACACUUGACCCGGGUGAACUGCGUGGGCUGAUGACCUUUAUGAGCUCUGUUCUCACCUUUAUAGGUGUUUUGUAAUGUAAUGAGAAGACAGAAACCACAACUGCCUGUGUUGUCUGAUUUUGUCCCGGUUCUUCCAGGUUGAUAUCAUUGAUUCUAUAAACCUAAUGCUACGGCUAUUUAAACUGAAAAUGAUCCUAUUCAGAUCAAAUAUUAGCUUUGAAGAGAAAAGCUGUGUGAUGAGCAGUAGCUCUACUAUGUGUUCCACCAAUGACUGAGCUCCCUGUCUACAUUUUAAAGCAUUUCAUGUUUUUAUCUUGCUUUGUGGUCACUUGUAAUAAAUACCACUUUUUAAUUCUUGGAUGUAUGCGUUGAUGGUUCAAAAUUCCCCGUCAAAAAUAGUGAGAAUAAACCCACAAUAUUUCUCUGUUGGGCUUGUUGUAACACUAAAAUUGCUUUAUUUAAGACACAUUAA
Messenger RNA from Synchiropus splendidus (mandarinfish), 1887 nucleotides. RefSeq names its product caspase 9, apoptosis-related cysteine peptidase (gene casp9). The record is from RefSeq and is a predicted model, not a curated record. NCBI's taxonomy places the organism in Eukaryota, Metazoa, Chordata, Actinopteri, Syngnathiformes, Callionymidae. The transcript has 11 exons. Gene Ontology annotation, cellular component: cytoplasm. The coding region runs from base 103 to 1407 and encodes 434 amino acids. Gene Ontology annotation, biological process: proteolysis; regulation of apoptotic process; apoptotic process.